AUGUCGAACUGGGGACUGCGGCUGAACCCGUUCAGCAAGGGCUACUCGCAGCUCGAGAUGGACCAGAUGCGCUUCGUGCAUCAGGCCUUCUGCGAGGCCAUGGAAGUGAGCGAAGAGGACCUUCCCACCGCGCUGCGGAUGGAUGACAACUUCUACCCUCUGCACAACCCCACCAUCUCGGACUUUGACGAGAAUUCGUACCUCCGUAAGAUGCAGGACGUCGUAGGUCUACUGCGUAACCCCGCUGAAGCCAUCAUCUCGAGCAUCUGCGCAUACCAGCGCGAGCGCUACGACCGUACCUUCGCGUUCUCGGGUUAUCUCAACGACCCACGUACACUAUUGCUUGAGGAAUUCAAGGACUGGGCCAUGCGUACACUGGCACCGGCCACGUGCACAACCGAAUCGAUCCUCAUUGAGGUGCGACGCAGACACAGCUACGUACUGAGAUUACAGCAUGGCCAACAAGGUCUGUUCCACUCUGGAACGGGCGAGCGGUCACUGCUAGGGACGCUCAAAGAUGUGAGGAACGUCUUUGAGACACGAGUGCUCCCCACUAUCGAGACGGAACGCGCUCACUCGUCGGCAAGAGAACAGCUGCACACAUUGGAAGCUAGAGGCACAGACGGACUCAUGCACGGCGUCCAGUUCCUCUUCUAUGUGCUGCGGAACACGCCUAAUACGCCGGCAGACUGCACGAUCAGCAACCUACAGAGUCAACAACAUGCAGGCAUGAAGGACGCCAUGGGGAGCAAGUCAGGACAAAUGCUCGAGGUGCUACUCACGACACCAUCUUUUAAAGAACUCUUCCCACAGAACCAGGCUGCCAUCUCCCCUCAGGAUUCACUACCAUCACUACUGUUAACGAACGAGGAAGAGGAAGAAAUGACCAAGACGGCUGUGUUCUGCGAUACUGAAGCCAAGCCACAAGUGCCGACGGUGUUGACGCGCCAGCUGCGACGCAACUCCAACCCGAACGAGGUGGCGAUUACUCCGUCUGAUUUCCUACAACAGAGCAACUCUGGCGUUGUUACACUACGGAAAGAGGUUCGAGAGGAGACGUUCGACGCGUUUACCAAGCUGCACGGCUUGCUGAAGCUGCUGGCUGAUCUGCUGGUGUCGUGCCGUAAAGCGCGACAAUUGGCUGGCCCCGGCGGUGAUUUGCUCGUGUAUGGACCUGGUGGAGAGGAGGUUCGUCGGUUGAUGCAGUCGCUGGAGGCUGUGCAGACAGAGAUCAGUAAGGAAGUGAGUCAGCUGACGCGUAUUGGCGUCCGUGAGCUGGAUCGUCUCAAGCCCAACCAGGAGAAAGGCUGGCGCUGGAGUUUUAGCAGGGUGUUGCCUCUUGAAGGCUACUUGGCUCGUGAUUUUGGCGCGUGUGUCGAGCCGAUUCAGCGCAUGUAUGCGAGCGCUGACCCACUGCACGUGCAGAAGAUGUACAAACAAUUCAAACAAGCCACAGGAUUGUGGGUAGAGGAGAACAGCUCCAUCUGCAGGUAUGUUACGGCAGCGUUAGGUGGAGGCUUCAUUGAAGAUGAAGCACACAAGUAUCAGCAGUUAGAAAAUGGCGAAGAGGAGCCGGAGGGUCAUGCGAAGAUCGAGUUAUUGGAGGACGAAACCCCGUCAGACAUGAGCCAAGCGCUUGUUCAAGAGGAUCGGAUCGUGCUGUUGGAGGACGAGGGCUCAGAGAAUGACCCUAAUGCGGAGAAUCAGCUCGUGGUAGCGAACCGAGCUGCUGUUCUAGGACCGAAGAAACAGUCGAGCACGGAUAGCGGCUUCUUCUCGUCACUUGUCCCCGUGCACUCGGAAACAGACGAAGAUGAUGAGGUUGAAAAGGGUCCAUCGUCGUCUACGUCGUCUAAGGAAGCUGCGGAUAUCGCAGCUGCGCAGGGAGGCGUGUUGGACACGCUGCUGCUCGUGCGUCAGUCUAUUCAGCGUAUCGGUCAGUUGUCGUGGGGCGUCCGUACUUCGUUCCAUACUUCGUCUAUUGAUGAGGGCGAUUUCGAUGCGUUCAUCGUGUUGUGCUCCAUCUACGAGACUUGUGGCGUCCCGUGCUCCAGUGAUUUGUUGCUACGUGUUAGAUUGCACCGCACGCGUCUAUCGCAGCUGCUGAAGAAGCACAUCCAGUCGAUUCUGAACUGCGUUGUGGUGCUGCAGCGUCGAAUCGUGGAUGAAGAGAAGAGUAUUCCAGGCAUGACGCUAGUGUACCGUCGAUUGAGGGCGAAUCUUUCGGACUUUGAGAGUGAGAUGGACGAUCUGCUGAUCAAGUUCAAGCAGGUGAUGGUCGAGUGCUCUAAGAUGAAGGCAGGUAUUCUUGCCAUGCCGCUGUCGCAACAGCGCGAGUCGAACGACGUUAUUGGCAUGGGCGCUUAUGCGUACAACUCGAUCAAUGCGCUGGCGUCCAGUUUUGGCCCCGCAUCGGUCCCGUCCGAAGCCAUUCUGUCGCAUGGCGAGUACAUGACGCAGUUGAGGUCGCAGCUGGAUCUGCAUUGGAACAGUAUCUCGCACCUCUUCCAGAGUCUUCAGGGCACGGUGGAGGCUGUCACCACCGUUGAUGACCGUCUAAGGGGAUACGCGAAGUUCCCGGACAUCACUGUGCCACCCCAGCAGCUGGAUUACAUUUUUGAAUUUAACUACGACGGCUUCUUCCGCCAGACGACUAAGGACUUGGAGGUUUUACUCGCUUCGUUCGACGCGUCGAAGUAA
This is a messenger RNA of Phytophthora infestans T30-4, 2700 nucleotides long. RefSeq lists its product as uncharacterized. The coding region runs from base 1 to 2700 and encodes 899 amino acids. The transcript is spliced from 6 exons. The record is from RefSeq and is a predicted model, not a curated record. NCBI's taxonomy places the organism in Eukaryota, Oomycota, Peronosporomycetes, Peronosporales, Peronosporaceae.